Salarias fasciatus (jewelled blenny) is the source of this 2638-nucleotide messenger RNA. RefSeq names its product calpain 12 (gene capn12). The record is from RefSeq and is a predicted model, not a curated record. NCBI's taxonomy places the organism in Eukaryota, Metazoa, Chordata, Actinopteri, Blenniiformes, Blenniidae. Bases 96 to 2249 code for a protein of 717 amino acids. Gene Ontology annotation, molecular function: calcium ion binding; calcium-dependent cysteine-type endopeptidase activity. Gene Ontology annotation, biological process: proteolysis; negative regulation of apoptotic process. Gene Ontology annotation, cellular component: cytoplasm. The transcript is spliced from 22 exons.
GCCCUGCUCUCUCCGGGUGGGUGUGCGCCACGCGCCCCGGACCCUUUAUAAAGCCCAGGGCGCGCACUCUCUGCCACCUCUCUCCGCUGGAAAGCAUGACGGCCGACAAGGACGCACCUCUGGGCUCCAUCCAGAACCCCGUCAGGUUCCUGGACCAGGACUUCGAGACGCUCCUGGAGGAGUGCCUCCGCUCCGGGGAGCUGUUUUCUGAUCCCACCUUCGUGGCGGAGCAGAAGUCCAUCGGCAUGCCCGAAGACCCAGACCCGGAGAAGGCUGUGGAGUGGAAGCGACCCAAGGAAAUCCAUGACAACGCUGUGUUUGUGGAGGGAACGACUGGAACCACUGAUAUCUGCCAGGGCCAACUGGGGAACUGCUGGCUGCUGGCGGCUCUGUCCUGUCUCACCAUGCACCCCACGCUGUUUGUGAAGGUGGUCCCUCCCAAACAAAGCCUGGCCAGCUCCUACGCAGGAAUCUUCCACUUCAGGUUCUGGCAGUAUGGUGAGUGGGUGGAAGUGGUUGUGGAUGACAGGCUGCCAGUGCGUGAAGGCCGUCUGCUCUUCAGCUACUCUCACACCCGCCAUGAGUUCUGGAGCGCCCUGGUGGAAAAGGCCUAUGCCAAACUAAUGGGAUCCUACGGGAGCCUGAAGGGGGGCAACAUCUCGGAGGGGAUGGAGGACUUCACGGGAGGCAUCGCGUACUCGCUGGACGUCUCGUCUCGAACCCCGCGGGUCCUGUGGAGGUGUCUGACGGCCGCUCUGUCCCGAGGCAGCCUGCUGAGCUGCUUCAUCCAGGCCAAAAACUACCGGGAGGUUGGUAAGGUGUCAGGAGACGGGCUGAUAAAGGGCCACGCCUACGCCAUCACCGACACCGACAAGGUGAGAAAAUCUGGCGCGUCAGAAGAGAUUUUGCUGUAUAAGCUGAGGAACCCCUGGGGUUUCAUCGAGUACCGCGGGCCCUGGAGCGAUAAGGGCAAAGAGUGGGACGACGUCGACCAAUCAGAGAAGCAGAGGAUUGAGCUGAAACGGAAAGAAGAUGGAGAGUUUUGGAUCAGCGCCGAGGACUUCAGCAACCUGUUUCACAUCGUGGAGCUCUGCAGUCUGAAACCCGACAGCCUCGAGGACGGAAACACACCUUCUGCCCAGGCUGCCUGGACCAUCAGCGAACACGAAGGGUCCUGGAUACCAGGGAGCUCCGCCGGCGGCAGCCGGAGAUACAGAAAAACAUUUUGGCAAAACCCUCAGUUUGAGUUGACCCUCAGAGAGCAGGAUGACCCAGAGCAGGAGGAGGAGGAGGAGGAUGAGGAGGACGAGGACGGGGAGGAAGAUGAGGAGAUGACCGCUGAGGAGAAGAAGCGAGAAGAGAAACAGAAGCAGAAAGGCAAGAAGUGCACAGUGCUGGUGGAACUGCUGCAGAAAAACCGCAGGCAGAGGGACAAAAUCCACUUCCUCUACAUCGCUUUCCACGUCUACAAGGUUGAGUCUGAGUUGCAGGGUGUUUGUCUGACCCAGAGUUUCUUCCUUAAAAAUCGCCCUGUGGGUCGUUCUGGAAAAUACAAGUCUCAGAGGGGUGUGUGGAGGAAGCUGCACCUGGAUCCGGGUAACUAUAUCAUCGUGGCAUCGUCUUACCGCCCCAACCAGCCUGGAGAUUUCUUUGUCCGCAUUUUCUCCAAGACCGGAAACACUCUGGGGAACCAUGAUUUCAUCUGUUCCUCUGGUUUCCUCCCAGUCAUGUCUGCUCCUCCAUCCCAAGAGGAUCACAUGAGGGUCCAGAAAACCUUCGACAUGGAGGCUGAUCCAGACGACAGACUGAAUGCCAAAGAGAGCAUGAAGCUCUUUAACUCAGUCCUGGUCAAAGACUACCAUCUUCCACUGGACAUAUGCAGACAGCUCAUCUUUGAGGAGGAUACUAAAGGACGAUGCACUCUCACCCGCGACCAGGCAGGAGCCCUGCUGUCCAGUCUGCGCAACCUGCAGAUCAUCUUUUUUCAGUUUGACGAGGACUCAUCUGGGACCAUGAGUCCUUUUGAACUCAGUGCAGCGCUGGAAAGUGUCGGAAUGCAGUGCGACAACAAGGUACUGCAGCUGCUGACUGCACGCUUCGCAUCUGGAGAGCUCCACAUGCCCUUCCACAGCUUUGUGUCAUGUGUGACCAGGCUGCGCAAGCUUUUUGCCCUGUAUGAAUCAGAGACCAGCCGAGAGGUGAAAGACAGAGGGAUAAACGCAUGGCUGCUGCAGUUCCUGGCGGUGUGAAGACGAGUCGUAAAGAGUGUAUCCACCUGCGCCCAGCACUAUAAAUAACAGGCAUCAUAUGUGAACUUCAGUUUAAAUUGCUUUUUCUUGCUGGGCCAGACUGUUUCUCUUUCUUUGCUCAUAUGAAUGUCUUUACUAUUAAACAUGUAACUCUCAUAUUAUUUCGCAUUAUUAUGAAAUCAAUAUUGGACAGAUUUCAGUUUCAUGACGUAUUUUACUUUUCUUAUUUUAAAUUAGUACUGUAAUGAAAAUAACCUCAGAAAAACAAAAAUAUAGCUCAUAUUAGCUCAGUUCUUUAUUAGUCCCAUAUGAAAUGUUUUAUCCUUGUUGAACACUUUGUAACAUUGCCAACAAAAGGUGCGGUGUAAUCCAAUAAAUUGUAAUUUGCA